AUGGCUGGUGGUGAAGCAUCUUCUCACAAUCUUCACUCCUCUACGCCUAUUGUGGGUGAGGGUGUUCAUGGGAGGAGGGUAGACUUAGAAGGUGAUAGUUCUAGUGAAAGUGAUCCCAACAAUGAAUAUCAAGGUGAUCCUGAGUAUGAACAAAGUGAUGAUGAAUUGGUUGUUGAAGACAAUGCAGAAAUACAUCUAAAAGGACUAGGGAAAAUGGUAGUAGAGAUUGAUGUAGAAGAUGUGCCAUUGGAUAGCUCUGACAAAGAGUAUACACGAGAGGAUAGUUCUGAUGAUGGGGAUGUUUCAAAUGAAGAUGAACUCAGCAAGUUACACAAACCUAAAAGGCAAUCAAAAAAAAGAAAGCUACCUGAUUUGCUUGAGUUUGAUGUUGAUGCUGAAAUGGAGAGAUCGCUACUAAAGCUUGGCUUAGUAUUUUCUUCUGGAAAACUAUUCAAACAAGCAGUCAGGGAAUAUGCUAUACAGAAUGGAAGAGACAUAUGGUUCAAAAAGAAUGAUUCUCAUAGGAUUGAUGAUAGUUCAACAUUUGUCAUCAAAACUUAUGUUGGUGAGCAUAGAUGCUCUAGGAAGCCCCAUAAUAGAUUUGCUACUUCAAAAUGGUUAAGUAAGAAGUACUUGAAUGAAUUCAAGAGCAAUGAUAAAUGGAGCACUUAUGAAGAGCAGUAUGCUGCUCUAUGGGACUAUGCUGAGGAGAUUAAGUACACAAAUAAGGGUUCCACAGUUGAGUUUUUAACUGAAUCAGGAGACAAUGGGAGGCCACGUUUUAAGCGAAUGUACAUUUGCUUUUCUGGUUUAAAAGAAGGAUUCAGUGCUGGAUGUAGGCCAGUAAUUGGGUUAGAUGGCUGUCAUAUUAAAGGACCGCAUCCUGGACAACUAUUGACUGCUAUUGGGAUCGAUGCAAACAAUGGCAUGUAUCCUGUUGCAUAUGCUGUGGUAGAGAUUGAAAGUAAAGAUUCUUGGAGUUGGUUUUUAAAUUGUUUGAGAAAUGACUUAAAAAUUGAGAACUCCAACCAUUGGACAUUCAUCACGGACAAGCAAAAAGGCUUGAAACAAUCAUUAAAAGAUCUAUGGGAGGAAGGUGUACCUGAGGUAGAGCAUAGGCAUUGUGCAAGGCAUUUGGAGAAGAAUUUUAUCAAAGUUUACAAAGAUAAAAAGCUCAAGGAGCUCUUAUGGAAGGCUGCAAGAGAGGUUAGUGUUCGUAGGUUUGAAGGUGUGAUGGAAGAGAUUAAGAAAAUUGACGAGUCUGCUUUUGAUUGGUUAAUGGAAGCAGGGCCCCAACAUUGGAGCAGAUCACACUUUAGGACUCAUCCAAAGUGUGACAUUUUGUUGAAUAACUUGUGUGAGACAUUUAAUGGGACAAGGGCAAUAUUGGCUGCAAGAGAUAGACCAAUAUUAUCCAUGCUAGAAAGAAUUAGAAUGUAUUUAUUACAGAGGCUUACCAAGAAUAGGCAUGCAGUAUUGAUGUGGAACUCUAGCAUUGCUCCAAGGAUACAAGACAUUAUUGAGAAGAACAAGGAUAUAGCUGGAAGCCAUCUCCCUAUCAAGUCUUCGAAUUUCAUCUACCAAAUUACCACUAUGUAUGGUAGCUUGUACUAUGUUGACUUGAAGCAAAUGAAAUGUAGUUGUAGAAAAUGGGAACUCACUAGCAUUCCAUGUAGUCAUGCAGUGGCUGCAAUCUGGCAAAGAAGGGAAGAUCCAGAAACUUAUGUAAGUAAAUGGUACAUGAAGGAGUAUUAUUUGAAAGCCUAUUCACAACAGAUAUUCCCAAUUAGGAAUCAAGAUGAGUGGCCAAUAACUGGUAACGUUGGAUUGAUCAAGCCUAUAUCCAAGAUUCAACUGGGUAGACCAAAGAGAAGUAGAAAAUUAGAGCUUGAUGAAAUGUUUCCUCGAACAGGAAGUAAAAUGAAGAGGAGGUACAUCACAAUCAAAUGUUCAGGAUGUGGUGUAACAGGUCAUAAUUUUAGAAUGUGUGCUAGAAAUAAAGAGAAAAAUUCAGACAUCAAUCCUGAUGUUGCUCAGCAUACGUCUACUGAUUCAACCAUACCAUUUACAAACACCAACCAGAUUUAG
Molecule: messenger RNA, 2088 nt
Organism: Humulus lupulus (European hop)
Lineage: Eukaryota; Viridiplantae; Streptophyta; Magnoliopsida; Rosales; Cannabaceae
Exons: 6
Coding region: 1-2088 (695 amino acids)
Molecular function (GO): zinc ion binding
Source: RefSeq, a predicted model, not a curated record